CGGCCGCUGUUUUCGGGUGCUCCCUAGCUCCCUGCCCGCCUGCGACGGACCCCACGCGAAAUGAAUUGGUGGUUGCAGGAUUUUAUUCCGAAUGACUUUAGGGAGAGGAGGGAUGUCUCCACUUCAGGCCAUAUCUUCCUAUACUGCAGCUGGCAGGAAUGUUUUAAGAUGGGAUCUUUCACCAGAGCAAAUUAAAACGAGAACUGAGGAGCUCAUUGUGCAGACCAAGCAAGUGUACGAUGCUAUUGGAAUGCUUGACCUUGAGGAAGUAACUUACGAGAACUGUUUGCAGGCACUGGCAGACGUAGAGGUGAAGUACAUAGUGGAACGAACCAUGCUGGACUUUCCCCAGCACGUCUCCUCUGACAAAGAAGUACGGGCGGCAAGCACAGAAGCGGACAAGAGACUUUCUCGUUUUGAUAUUGAGAUGAGCAUGAGAGAAGAUGUAUUUCGGAGAGUUGUUCAUUUACAGGAAACCUGUGAUCUGGGGAAGAUAAAGCCUGAAGCCAGACGAUACUUGGAAAAGUCAGUUAAAAUGGGGAAAAGAAAUGGGCUCCAUCUUCCAGAACAAGUACAAAAUGAAAUCAAAGCUAUGAAGAAAAGAAUGAGUGAGCUAUGCAUUGACUUUAACAAAAACCUCAAUGAGGAUGAUACCUUCCUUGUAUUUUCCAAGGCUGAACUUGGUGCUCUUCCUGAUGAUUUCAUUGAUAGUUUAGAAAAGACAGAUGAUGGCAAGUAUAAAAUUACCUUAAAAUAUCCGCACUAUUUUCCUGUCAUGAAGAAGUGUUGUAUCCCAGACACCAGAAGGAAGAUGGAAAUGGCUUUUAAUACGAGGUGCAAAGAGGAAAACACCAAAAUUCUACAGCAGCUACUCCCACUGCGGGCCAAAGUAGCCAAACUACUUGGCUACAGCACACAUGCUGACUUUGUCCUCGAAAUGAACACUGCGAAGAGCACAAGCUGUGUGACAGCCUUCCUAGAUGAUUUAAGCCAGAAAUUAAAACCCUUGGGUGAGGCAGAGCGAGAGUUUAUUUUGAAUUUGAAGAAAAAGGAAUGUGAAGAGAGAGGUUUUGAAUACGAUGGGAAAAUCAAUGCCUGGGAUCUGUAUUACUACAUGGCGCAGACAGAAGAGCUCAGGUACUCCAUAGACCAGGAGGUCCUCAAGGAGUUCUUCCCCAUUGAAGUGGUUACUGAAGGCUUGCUCGGCAUCUACCAGGAGUUAUUGGGACUCUCAUUUGAGCAAGUGGCAGAUGCUCACGUGUGGAAUAAAAGUGUUACACUUUACACUGUGAAGGAAAAAGCCACAGGAGAAGUGCUGGGACAGUUCUACUUGGACCUCUACCCAAGGGAAGGGAAGUACAACCACGCAGCCUGCUUUGGCCUCCAGCCUGGCUGCCUCCUCCCCGACGGGAGCCGCAUGAUGUCGGUGGCAGCCCUUGUGGUGAACUUCUCACAGCCCCUCGCAGGUCGUCCUUCCCUCCUGAGGCACGAUGAGGUGAGGACCUACUUCCACGAGUUUGGUCAUGUCAUGCAUCAGAUUUGUGCACAGACUGACUUUGCACGAUUUAGUGGAACCAAUGUGGAAACUGACUUUGUAGAAGUGCCAUCACAAAUGCUUGAAAAUUGGGUGUGGGACACUGAUUCGCUCCGGAGACUAUCAAAGCAUUAUAAAGAUGGAAGGCCUAUUAUGGAUGACCUGCUUGAAAAUCUUGUUGCUUCUAGAUUGGUCAACACAGGUCUUCUGACCCUACGCCAGAUUGUUCUGAGCAAAGUUGAUCAGUCUCUCCACACCAACACAUCGCUGGAUGCUGCGAGUGAAUAUGCGAAAUGCUGCACAGAAAUUCUGGGUGUUGCGGCUACUCCAGGCACAAACAUGCCAGCUACCUUUGGACAUUUGGCAGGAGGAUAUGAUGGGCAAUAUUAUGGAUAUCUUUGGAGUGAAGUAUUUUCCAUGGACAUGUUUUACAGCUGUUUUAAAAAAGAAGGCAUAAUGAAUCCAGAGGUUGGAAUGAAAUACAGAAACCUAAUCCUGAAACCUGGGGGAUCUCUGGACGGCAUGGACAUGCUCCAGAAUUUCUUGAAACGUGAGCCAAACCAAAAAGCGUUCCUAAUGAGCAGAGGCCUGCAUGCUUCGUAAGCUGGGGCUCUUUGGUAGCAGUCCAUGUCUGGAGGACAAGCCGACAUCGCCAUGGGUGACUGGCCUGGAAACUGAAGGGAGUUUUGCAAGUGAAAAUGUAGAUUUCUAUUGACUGCCUUUUUUUUUAUUUGAAAAAUUAUACA
Molecule: messenger RNA, 2280 nt
Organism: Miniopterus natalensis
Lineage: Eukaryota; Metazoa; Chordata; Mammalia; Chiroptera; Miniopteridae
Gene: NLN
Product: neurolysin
Biological process (GO): proteolysis; peptide metabolic process
Cellular component (GO): mitochondrial intermembrane space
Molecular function (GO): metalloendopeptidase activity
Source: RefSeq, a predicted model, not a curated record